Molecule: messenger RNA, 1240 nt
Organism: Pseudonaja textilis
Lineage: Eukaryota; Metazoa; Chordata; Lepidosauria; Squamata; Elapidae
Source: RefSeq, a predicted model, not a curated record
GUUUGGGGACGGCCCCCUCCGGAUGUUGCUGCUACCCUCGAUCCACCUGGAGGCCCUAGAUCUGUUGGCUGCCCUCAUCUUGGCCUGCGGCCCCCGCUUGGUGCGUUUCGGGGGAGCCCUCGUCCGCCUCUUCCCGCAGGUGCUGAACACUUGGCGAGCCGGCCAGGAGUUCCCUUCGCCCGGGCUGCAGCGGCCUUACAGCGCGGUUCGGGCCCGGCUGUACCAGGUGCUGGAUCUGUGGGUCCAAGUGGCCGGAGCGGCCUCGGGGCUCCUUCUGGGGCACAGCAGCCAAAGCGACGCCCUCCUGGGACACUUGAUCCAGGACAUCAGCCCCCCGAGCGACGCCCUGAAGAUCCAGCCAAGCCCCGCCUUGGAGGGGAAACCCAGCGCCGCGAAGAAAGCCAAACUCUCUCCGGCGAGCGGCCUGGGCUGCCCGUUCCGCAAGCACGACCCUCAGGCCAACAGCGACGUGUGCCUGGCGGCUCUGCAAGGCCUGAGCCGGGCCGUCCUCACCUCGGGCAGCCUGAUGAGAGAGCAGCUACACACGAGGCUGCAAGAGCUGGCCAUCCCGCUGCUGAUCCGGCUGGGCCAGGCCGACCUGCCUCUGGGUUCCCCCUACGCCAGCGCCGGCUGCCGACGCGAACUCUACCGUCUGCUGCUGGCCCUCAGCCUGGCGCCCGCCCCUUCCUGCCCGCCGCCUCUGCACUGCGCCGUCCGGUUGCUGAGCCAGGGCCGGACGGAUCCCAACCUCCUGGUCUCGUCCUUCUGCACGGAGGCCUCGGUCAUCUGCAACGCCCUACUACACCCUCGCGUGCCCUCUCUGCAGAUGCCGCUCCCCGGCCCUCCCGCUCACCUGCCGGGCUCCUCGCAGGUCUCCCCGGCGGUGGCGGCGGUGGCCGCAGCGGCUGCCAGCCUGUCCCCCUUCUGCCCGGCCGUCCCAGGGCCUUUCCCCGCCCUCCGGCCGCUCCCUCCGGCCCCCGGGCCUCUCCCGGCUAGCUUGCUGGGCCUCCCCUUGUCGGGGCUGACCGCUCCCCCGCUGCCUCCCCGGCUUCUCCCCGAGGAUCCCCUUCCCCCUCCCUCCCCGGGCCCCGGCGAGGCGUCGGCCCUGGGCCCCGGCGCCAAGCUGCGGCGCUCCGUCUUCGUCCAUUACGACAAGGAGGAAGAGGAGGACGUGGAGAUCUCGCUGGAGAGCGACUCGGACGACAGCGUGGUCAUCGUGCCCAAGGGGCAGCUGGGGAAG